Molecule: messenger RNA, 2435 nt
Organism: Arvicanthis niloticus (Nile rat)
Lineage: Eukaryota; Metazoa; Chordata; Mammalia; Rodentia; Muridae
Source: RefSeq, a predicted model, not a curated record
UGUCGAUGAGUCCUGGGUCCCCGGACUCUUUGAGGCGGAAGCGCUCGCUCGGGUCAUGUUGUUUCGUGGUACCCUCUGGUUGCUACUGCUACUGCCGCUGCGCCCCCCGGGAGUGCAGGGCCGCCACGGUACCACGAGCUCAGGGCAGGAGGCCGACGAACCCACACCUUGGCCGAGCGUCCAACGCCUGCAGGAGCAGCUGAGGACGGCCGGGGCCCUCUCCAAACGAUACUGGACGCUCUUCAGCUGCACCUUGUGGCCCGAACACUGUGAAGACCAGGAGACCCCGGUGCCGCCGCUGGGCUGGAGCCUUCCUCUGUGGGGCCGUCGGUCGCUGGAUAAGCUCACUGCAUGGAUCUGCCGCUUUCAGGACUGCUGCAGCGGUGGGGAUUGCAGGAUCUCCAACAACUUGACAGGCUUAGAAUCAGACUUGCGUCUGCGACUUCACGGCCAGCAUCUCGCUAGCGAGCUGGUCCUAAGAGCAGUAAAGGGCUACUUAGAGACGCCCCAAGUAAGCCAGGCCCUGGCUCUGUCAUUCCAUGGCUGGUCUGGCACAGGCAAGAACUUCGUGGCACGGAUGCUGGUGGAGAACCUGUACCGGGACGGAGUGAGGAGUGACUGUGUCAAGAUGUUUAUCCCCACCUUCCAUUUUCCACACCCCAAGUACGUGGACAUGUACAAGGAGGAGUUGCAGAGGCAGAUGCAGGAGACGCAGUGGCGCUGCCACCAGAGCACGUUCAUCUUUGAUGAAGCGGAGAAGCUGCACCCGGGGCUGCUGGAAUUGCUUGAACCCUACCUGGAACGGAGGAGCCCCGAGGCCCAUGGAGCUGAGGCACCCCGAGCCAUCUUCCUGUUUCUCAGUAACCUUGGAGGCAGUGCCAUCAAUGAGGUAGUCCUGGGUCUGCUUAAGGGUGGAUUGUCCAGGGAGGAAAUUACGACGCAGCACUUGGAGAUGCCCCUUCAGGCUGAGAUCAUCAAGUCUGUAGACAGUAGCUUUGGCUCCAGCCGUCUCCUGAAGGAACACCUUGUUGACUUCUUUAUCCCCUUCCUGCCACUGGAGUACCGCCAUGUAAGGCUGUGUGUCCGAGAUGCCUUCCUGGGCCAGGAUCUCCCAUACACAGAAGAGGCCCUGGAUGAAAUCGCCAAGAUGAUGACAUACGUUCCCGAGGAAGAGCGGCUUUUCUCCUCUCAGGGGUGCAAAUCCAUUUCCCAGAGAAUCAACCUCUUCCUGCCUUGAGAGUGACUGCUGUGCACCCUAAAUAAUCUUCCUCUUCUAGACACACUCAUCUGCCAGGUACCCUGGUGUCUAGCAACCACUGCUUUCAGCUACUGUGCAGAAGGCAGUUCCUAAAAAACCACUUGGUGACUUAAAAACCUACAUUCUAGACUGAGUGUCAUGAAGUCAGGAAGCCAGUGGAAGGUCCAAGCACCAGAGGGUCCUGAGAACACUCCCUACAGUCUCUUGACACCAUUGCUCUUCCUGGAAGGCAGCUGGAGUUGAGUGUGAGCCUGAGGCUCCAGGAUCUUUGGGCAACAGAACAAGGAAGAUGUGUGGACCAACAGGAGCGUGACCCAGGUCUACAGGACUGCUUUAAAUACGCUAUAAUGUAUGAUAUUCCAGUGUACACGGAAUUUCAGGAAAACUGAAAAAUAAACACAAAUUCCACUACAGGGAGCACAGAGAAAUGAAUCAUGUCAGACCGACACCUGCUGGCUCUCGAGCAGCGUAGCACUGUGCAUGAUGGGGGAGGAUGAAAGCAGCCUGAAAUUUCAUCAGCCAAUCAUGGGUAUCUGGAAAUGCACACACAAUGGGAAAAGUAUUGGAGACCAGAAAACAAUGAAGUCCAGUCUAAACAUGGAAGACAUUAUGCUACGAGAACGAACCAGCCACACAGAGAAAUACUGUGUAUCACAACACUCGGAUGGAAUGUCAAGAAGCUCAUCUCACGGAGGGAGUACUGAUGGCUGUGACUGGGGCUUGGGGACAGGGAAGGGACAACAGUGAAAACAUUGGUCAGUGGCUACUGUGACAGUUACAGGCAAGUAAGAGAACUCGGUCAUGGCAUUUUAACUGCAGUGAGUGACUAUAGUUCACACUACACAGAGCAUUUCAAAAGAGCUAACAAAGAAGAUUCUGAAUGUUCUCACCACAAUGAAGCCAGGUCGUGGAUAUUCUAAAUAACUGAUUUGGUUACUGCAAUGUGCACAUGUACAGAAACACCUCACUAUUCUCAAUGGAUGUGUAAAGACGUCAAAAAUGUAUUGGGACCUGGGAAUGUAGUUCAGUUGUUAAGAGUGCUUGCUUAUUAUGGAUGAAGCCUUAGGUUCAAUUGCCAGCACUCAUAUAAACAGAGUGUCAUGGUGUAAAACAAUAACCCCAGCAGGGGACUCCUAAGUUUCAGGUCAUCUUUUAUUGCGUGGUAAGGUUGAGGCCA